This is a messenger RNA of Closterium sp. NIES-67, 1143 nucleotides long. NCBI's taxonomy places the organism in Eukaryota, Viridiplantae, Streptophyta, Zygnematophyceae, Desmidiales, Closteriaceae. The record is from the annotation of a GenBank genome assembly.
UUAUUCUGCAGUGUUAUUGUGGCUUUCCAGAUUCCCAACAGAUUCCAUACUCACCAUACUGAGCACUACGGCGUCAGAUAACAGCCCGACGGUUAUAUAUGUCAACCAGUCGCUAGGGGGAAAGCUGAGGGCGUUGCUGCCGCUCGACCUCAUAAUCCGUCGCAUGGCAUCGCACGGCGACGAUGGUCCGUCGCAAGGCGGCGAUCGGCCGUCGGACGAGGCGAUCUUAGCACAGCAGAAUGCGAUGAGGGAAGAGGACGCAAAGCGACACCCGCUCGUUGGAGAGAAGGAGCCGUUGUCGGCAUUGGCGUCCGAAUAUGCCGCGGGAAGCAGCACGUUUCAAGAGAAAAUCGAGCACCUAGCAUCGGAGUACGAGGCUAUCAGGCGGACUCGAGGCGAUGGGAACUGCUUCUUCCGAUGCUUCCUCUUCGCCCUCCUGGAGCAUUUAUUGCAAGGCGGCAGCAAGGAGGAGUGCGAGCAAGUAAGGGGGCGAGUGGCGCGCAGUGAGCAGCGGCUGCGAGACCUUGGGUAUACCGAGUUCACGUGGGAGGACUUUGCCGCUGAGUACAGGGAGCUUCUAGAUGCUGUGGACCCAUCAAGUGCAGCCGACAAGCUCACGGAGGAGGGUCUUCUGAAGCACUGCCAAGACCCAGACUGCUCCAACUAUGCGGUCAUGUUCCUGCGCUUCGUCACAUCGGCGGACAUCCAGCACCGGGCGGACGUCUUCCAUCCCUUCCUUGCAGACUCUAUGGCUGCCGUGGGCGGCCCAAAAGAGACAGUGAAGCACUUCUGCCACAAGGAAGUGGAGCCGAUGGGCGAGGAGAGCGACCACGUGCACAUCACAGCCAUCACCGAUGCUCUCGCCAUACCCAUCCGGAUCGUUUACCUUGACCGCAGUGCCGGGCAGGCAAACUUUCACGAAUUUCUGCCCGAGGAGAGUGUAAGGGCUACGCCUGCUAUGACACUGCUGUACAGACCGGGGCACUAUGACAUUCUGUACCCAAAACAGAAAUAAGAAUGCUGUAAUUAUCCCUUUUACUUAUGAAGAAGACAGCUGCUGCCGUCUUGCUCGGCAUGGGCGCGUUAUUGGACAGUGUUGUAACGGUAACACUCCGUGCUUUAAAUAUCCACAUCUCUUUUGUU